AGGCGAAAAGAGACUGACGCUGACUGUCGCUGAGUGGAAAUUUUACUUCGACGCCGUCCGACAGACCAACGCUCGGUAUCCACCCAUCCUCGGCUGCCUCGUGCUCCCCUGUCGUCCCCCAGAGACCCACGGGCUAGCCCGGUAGUGCGGCCGUGAAUCCAGCCUGGCUCGUGAGCUCGGGGUCCCUCCGCCGAGGCGUGUUAAAGGCCGGUUCCUUAUUGGAGUGCGGUGCUGGCGUGAGUGAGUAAGUCAGUCAGAAGUGUCCCUUUCUUUCUGUGUUUUGGUGGGCGGGUGUUGCAUUGAAGGCAGAGACCGCUGCCAAGAUGAGUGACGCCGGGAACAACGGCGGUGGGGUGGAUAUCGAUUUAUACGCGGAUGUCGAGGAUUUUGGCAAUACCAGCCUGACGCACGAGGAUGACGACCAAGAUGACGACCCCAUGGGGGGCGGUGGGGGCACCCGACAGGGUAGUCAGACGCGAGAUACGGCCGGCGACUUGUACGAUGACGUGUUGGCUUCGUCGGGAUCGGAUAUCAAACGCGAAACAGCUCGAUCCGAAGAUGGGCGGGAGGGCUCAGUGCCCUCCACGCCCACCCAGACAAGUGGAGGCCUAGGCGGUCACACCCGGCGUUACCAGAUGUAUGUGGGUAAUUUGACCUGGUGGACCACGGAUCAAGAUAUCAGCGAUGCCGUGCAGAGUGUGGGCAUUGGCGACUUCAUCGAGGUCAAGUUCCACGAGAACCGCGCCAACGGACAGUCCAAGGGCUUUUGUUGCGUCUCCUUGGGCUCGGAGACGUCGAUGAAGGUGCUCAUGGAGAAGUUGCCCAAGAAGGAGUUGCACGGACAGAACCCGGUGGUCACGUAUGCCACCAAGCAAGCCCUGAUUCAGUUCGAGUCGCAGAGUAAGACGCGACCCCCGGCCCAACCUCCGGCUAGUGCCCCAUUGCGCGGCUCACAUCCACCCAUGGGCGGUGGGCUGGGCCGUCCCCCUUUGGGGCGGGGUAUGCUGCGCGGCCCCCCACCGCCCUUUAGCCGACCUCCGCCUGGCGUGAGUCGUCCUAUGUUGGCUCGACCACCCCCGUUGGGGGGUCCGCCUCCACUCAUGGCCAAUCCGCCGCCGAUUAUUCCCCGUGUGCCACCGCCGGGCAUUCCCCCGGCUCCUCACGUCAACCCGGCCUUCUUCCCACACGGGGCCCCGCCCGCUUCCACUUCGUACGGCGUGGCUCCCGGGCACGCUCUCAGUGAAAUCGAGUUUGAAGAGAUUAUGGGCCGCAAUCGCACUGUGUCCAGCUCAGCCAUUGCCCGCGCCGUUCAGGAUGCCGCGGCCGGCGAAUAUGCCAGCGCCAUUGAAACUCUGGUUACGGCCAUAUCCCUGAUCAAGCAGUCGAAAGUGGCUCACGACGAUCGUUGUCGAAUCCUGAUAUCCUCGCUGCAAGACACACUUCACGGUAUCGAGAACAAGAGCUACGGUGCUCGACGGGAACGCUCGCGGUCUCGCGAGCGUGAGCGCCACCGGCCUGCCCGCCGUCGGUCUUACAGCCGUGAGCGCGAGCGCGAACGCGAACGUGAUCGUGAACGUGAACGCGACUAUCGACCAUCGCGCGAAUACUACCAUCGAGAUCACCGAGAGCGUUCACGUUCCCGAGAUCGUGACCCACACCAUCGACCCCCGCGUGAGGAGCGCUAUUAUGAUGAACGUUACAAGGAGCGAGAAUAUCGGGAACGCGACCGCGAGUCCAGUCGAAGCCGUCGCGAAGAAAUGGAUCGCGAACACCUGGACCGCGAGAAAGACCGCCCUCCCCGCCACUAAAUAUAAGCGACGCUCAGCCCCAUCAUCUCACCUAGUUAGCACCGUCUCCUUCCUGAUCUGAUUUCUACCCCCUUCCUGUUAUUGUUUAUUUUCCACUUGAAGAUACAUACCCUCUACCGUCGAACCAUCGUCCUCGCUCCCCUUCAAGAGCAAGCACACCAACCUCAACCAACCAACCAACCAACCAACCGAUUGGAACCACCGCCCCUCUCACUCACUCACUCUCCUAACGAAGAAAGCGAUCGUCUCUGCCCCAAGAGAUGUCUUCCUUCCCUCGAUAAAAUUUGGAUGUAAUUUGGUGUGAAAUAAAUGUGUCCGUAUCUCAUUCGCUCGUAUUUCAUAUCCAUUGUGUUCCAAUCUUGUUCAUUUCUUCACAAUGUCUUCCUUUCUUGUAUUUUACUGUUUUACUCAUGAUAUUUUUCGUACUGCGAUUUUCACUAUUUUCAUGAUGAUAAAAAUGUUGACUGUUAAUGUCAUAUUUGUUGGAUAUGAAUCGAAUCCAAAGACUCGGCGAGAUAUUCCCGACUCGAAUUAAAGUCCAGACUGUCUCGCCCUGGCUACGUAUUACUCCUUUCUGAUUUGGUUCACCAUUUCUGAUGUACUCACGAUCCCAUUGACGUGUUACAAAGGAUUGAUUGGCACUGAUGAACUAUGUCAAUCAUCUGGAAGGGGGGGAGGGGGUCUUCCUCCUCUAAUUUUAUAUUGAUUUCCUCAUUUGUUCGUAUUUUAACAAAUUCAUAACCAAUGCUCAUUUCUGUGAUAUCUCAUUCAAACCCAUAUCAAUUUUUAUACUCAUGAUGUAAAACUGGCUGUGAAAAUGUGCAAGGUAAGUUUCAAGAUGUUACGGUUGUAAUCAAUACCAAUUGUCGAGGUACACCUUGCCUUGUAUGCUUUGAAGACCAUGUGUCAAUAAUGGAAAUCAUUUUCCAUGCACUUGCGAUGCUGUCACUUGCCAAAGUGUCUUUUGUAUUCCAAUGAUUUCGGUUGAUUGGAAUAAACCUUGAUCGUUAAACGCG
This is a messenger RNA of Tigriopus californicus, 2824 nucleotides long. It is a transcript of the gene Cpsf6, whose product is annotated as cleavage and polyadenylation specificity factor subunit 6-like. The coding region runs from base 324 to 1808 and encodes 494 amino acids. The transcript has a single exon. Lineage: Eukaryota; Metazoa; Arthropoda; Copepoda; Harpacticoida; Harpacticidae. Gene Ontology annotation, biological process: mRNA alternative polyadenylation. Gene Ontology annotation, cellular component: mRNA cleavage and polyadenylation specificity factor complex. The record is from RefSeq and is a predicted model, not a curated record. Gene Ontology annotation, molecular function: mRNA binding.